AUGCCUAACCAUGUACCCCUCAGAAGCCUACUCCUGCUUUCUCUGAUUCAAAAACGUUUCUUGAAAACAUCUGCAUCACCGUCAUCAUUUAAUGUUCAAUACCUCAUCGAUUCAUGCGGACUUCCUUCACUGUUGGCCCUUUCAACUUACCAGAAGCUCCAACUCGACAAGAAGAACCUCCCAAAUGCUUAUUCUGUGCUUCAGUACUUGAAAGCUCAUGACUUUAGCAACACCCACAUUUCCAAACUAAUCGACAAGUAUCCCCGAGUCCUUCAAGUCAGAGUGGAAAGCAAUCUAAAACCCAAAUUCGACUUCUUCACUGAAAAUGGGUUUGUGGGUCAGCUUCUGCCUCAGCUUAUUCUAUCAAAUCCGUCUGUUUUGAGAAGAGCUUUAGAUUCUCAAAUAAAACCAUGUUUCGAGUUAUUGAACUCACUUCUUGGUUGUAAGGAGAACCUUGUAGUGGCUCUUAAGCGUGCUUCUUGGCUGUUGACGGUGAAUCUUAAGGUUGUUAUUCAACCAAAUGUUGAUUUGUUGAUUAAAGAGGGAUUGCCUCUUGAUAGGGUUGCAAAGCUUAUUCUCUGGCAACCAAGAGCUGUACUACAAAAGAUGGACAGGAUGGUUUAUGCAUUACAUGCUCUUAAGAGUAUGGGCCUUGAUGUAGAAGAUAAUAUCUUUAUACAUGCUCUUCGCGUGAGGAUACAGUUGCCUGAAACGACUUGGAAGAAGAAAAUUGAAGGGAUGAAGAGUUUGCAGUGGAGUGAAGAGGAGAUUUUGGGGGCUUUUAAACGCUACCCCCCAAUACUAGCAUUGUCAGAGAAGAAAAUCAGGAGUUCAAUGGAUUUCUUUAUCAAUACAAUGGAGCUGGAGAGACAAAACAUAAUUGCCUGCCCCCUUUUUCUUGGCUAUUCAAUUGAUAAAAGGGUUCGUCCAAGGUAUAAUGUUAUAAAGGUUUUGAAGUCGAAGAAGCUGAUAAGUAGAGACAAGAAGAUGACUACCUUGCUAACAAUAAACGAGAAGAAUUUCUUGACAAAUUAUGUCAGCAGGUAUGUAGAUGUAGUCCCUGGUUUAUUGGAGCUGUACAUGGGUAAUGGUAAGACAAAAAUGAAAGAUAGUUGA
Populus euphratica (Euphrates poplar) is the source of this 1116-nucleotide messenger RNA. RefSeq lists its product as uncharacterized. Lineage: Eukaryota; Viridiplantae; Streptophyta; Magnoliopsida; Malpighiales; Salicaceae. The transcript has a single exon. Gene Ontology annotation, biological process: regulation of DNA-templated transcription. Gene Ontology annotation, molecular function: double-stranded DNA binding. The coding region runs from base 1 to 1116 and encodes 371 amino acids. The record is from RefSeq and is a predicted model, not a curated record.